CCGAGGGGAGGAUACCGCUCGGCCUCUCGCUCUCUUCUUCCGACUAACCGAUGGAGACCCGCCCUUCCGUCGCUGCCUGAAGGAGCUGCGCCUUACCUCGUAAAGCCAAAGUCGCCGCCGAGAUGCCGAUCGACGUCGGAGCUGUGGACUGGCCCGCCAACUUGACGGACGCGCUCAACGGCAGCGACCCGCACCGCGAGGACGACUGGCCACUCGCUGACUACUCCAACUCCACGUUUCUCGGGUCUUUGUUAUCCUGCGCCGUGUGGACAUCCCCGCAACACCUGCUCUUCCAACUGGCCAACGGCUGCUUCUUCGUCAGCUAUUUGGCUCCGUCGCAGCGCAAGGGGCUGCUCUUCAUGCACGGGAUUCUUAUCCUCGGAUUCUUGUUGUACUCCACGUGGGCGUGGAACAUUAUAUGUGCUCCAGACGUGUUCUCUUGGAAUUUCACCUUCAUGCUGCUCAACAUGGGUCAGACUCUCUACAUUAUCUACCAGAUGAGGCCUGUCAAGGUCAACAGAGAGCUUGAGGCGAUGUAUGAGGCCCUCUUUCAGCCCCUCAACGUGCCCCGGCUUUUGUUCAAGAGGCUGGUGUCGGUGGAGUACGCGCAGGUGCUGUCGCUCCACGCAGGGGAGGCGUAUGCUAUGCAGAACCUCACUCGCACGGAUCGCCUGGGUCUUCUGCUGUCCGGCAAGGUGAAUGUCAUGGCGGAUAACCAGUUCCUGCAUGCCAUAACCAGCAUGCAGUUCCUGGAUUCGCCUGAGUUCGAGUCAUCCCGCGCGUCACUGGACGACAAAUUUAAGGUGUCCAUCAUAGCCGCCACUACGUGCAGGUACGUGUUCUGGCAGCGCACGAGCCUGGAGUACUUGUUCGUGAAGGAGCCGUACUUGGCGACUGUCCUGUCCACCAUCAUCGCGAGGGACAUAACUUCCAAACUCUAUAACAUGAAUCAAAAGAUCGUGACCGAGAAGGGGUCCCACCUGGACAUCCGGCUGCCUCUGCUGACGUCAUCGCUGUCGUCAUCGUGUGGGGGGGACAGCUCGCUCCGCUCCCCUGCGCGCUGCUCCAUCAGGUCACUCUCUUUUGUGUUUAAUUUCGUUCGUUUAUUCGUUUGUGUGCGUCAUGUUCAUGUUUCUUGGCAUACGUAUAUUUGCAUGUUAUACUACCUACAGCACACAUACACAUAUAAACCCUUCAGAAUGUACGGUGUACGUACACACUGUUGUGGGCGAUUGCAGUCCGGGGGCGGCGGUGUUGGCUGUGUGGGCGGGGGUCACGGGGGAAGCGACAGCAGCACCGGCGGCGUCGGGUGCACGGGCGGCCUGGCGUCGUCUCUGGCGGGUGUGGCAGGUUUGGGCAUGAGUGCCAAACAUGCUCGGCAUGGGUACACUAUCCUGCCUACAUCAGCCCCAGCGUACGAGGGGCGGGAGCCAGAGGCGCCGUGCCGCGAGGGGGGUCGCGGGGGGACCUUCCGCGACCACCUGGGCUACCGCGAGAACGGCUACGUGCCCAACGGCCGGCCCGAGAUGACCCCGCUCACCGAGCUGCCGUCCACGGACUCGCUCACGGACACCAGCCACGACAUCCAGACCUGGCUCGAAGACUCCUCUCGCUACGCCCACCAGUAGCCGUCCUCCGGAGCCGGUCGUUUCCUCUGUUCCGUCUUCGUUCGCAGUGCGGGAAUGUGGACGACGCCCAGUGUUUGGGUCGCAGUAUGAAGACAGUUGAGCGAUUUCAGUGAAAUCUCUUUUAUUUACAUUUAUCACACACACGCACACACACACAUACACACACACACACACACACCACACACACACACACACACACACACACACACACACA
Penaeus monodon (black tiger shrimp) is the source of this 1842-nucleotide messenger RNA. Its product is annotated as popeye domain-containing protein 3-like. Lineage: Eukaryota; Metazoa; Arthropoda; Malacostraca; Decapoda; Penaeidae. Gene Ontology annotation, cellular component: sarcolemma. The record is from RefSeq and is a predicted model, not a curated record. Bases 123 to 1628 code for a protein of 501 amino acids. The transcript has 10 exons. Gene Ontology annotation, molecular function: cAMP binding.